Molecule: messenger RNA, 1092 nt
Organism: Peniophora sp. CBMAI 1063
Lineage: Eukaryota; Fungi; Basidiomycota; Agaricomycetes; Russulales; Peniophoraceae
Source: the annotation of a GenBank genome assembly
AUGUCUUUCUUUUCUCUCCGAAGGCGGACGAUCUAUGCCUUACUAUUCGUUCUCGGCCUCUUCCUUGUCGGGACGGUCGUCGUGCUGUCCUCAAUAUCCUACUAUCUCGCCAUCCCCGACGUGUCCUAUGUCCGGGAAGCCGAGGUUGACAGACACUACGAUUUGUCGUGGAACGAGACCGUGAACGACACCAGCCGCCACAAACCAGAGCGCAUCCCGCGCAUCAUCCAUCAAACAUGGAAGUCGGAGACGCUGCCCGAACGCUGGCAGAACGUCUCUGAUGGCUGCAGGCAGCUCAUGCCCGAUUACGAGUACAUGCUAUGGACGGACGCCAGUUCCCGUGACUUCAUCGCCCAAGAAUAUCCCUGGUUCCUCGAGACAUUCGAUGCCUACCCGUACCCGAUCCAGCGAGCAGAUGCCAUCCGCUACUUUGUCCUGCACCAUUACGGCGGCGUCUACAUCGACCUCGACAUCGGCUGUCUUCGCCGCGUCGAUCCGCUGCUCGCCUAUCCCGUCGUUCUCCCACGCACCAUCCCCGUCGGUGUCUCCAACGACCUUAUGUUCGCCGAGAAGGCACAUCCGUUCAUGACGCAGACCAUCCACAACCUCGUCGCAUUCGAUCACAACUGGGUUCUCAACUACCCUACCGUCAUGUUCUCGACCGGCCCCAUGUUCCUCUCGGCCCAAUUCGGCCUCUACACCGCCAAUCAUCCUGGUACACCGCAGGAGCCCGCAGGAGAAGUCCGCAUCUUGCCCAAGUCACUUUACGGCAAGAACGCGAAGCCCGGCGAGGCACCCCAUUCGUUUUUCGAACACUUCUACGGCUCGAGUUGGCACGCAGACGAUGCCGCGUUCAUCGGCUUCCUCGGUCAUUGGGGCAAGGUCCUCAUGUGGAUUGGCCUGGUCGUACUCGUCAUUGGUGUCGCUUUCAUUGCAUUCAAGCCCAGCAAAUACGUCGGCUACGACUUGUUACCACGCUGGAUGGACCGGGUAAACUCGCCUGGCGGUAGAUGGCAAGUCUACCGCUGGAAAGCCGUGCCCAUGACGCCGCUCGGCAGCCCGACGCGCUCGUCCCACAGCAGCGACUUAUGA